Cylindrotheca closterium is the source of this 1821-nucleotide messenger RNA. Lineage: Eukaryota; Bacillariophyta; Bacillariophyceae; Bacillariales; Bacillariaceae. The record is from the annotation of a GenBank genome assembly.
AUGGCAGGAUCAUCAAAUGGUUAUUCAUCAAUUCCUUCCGUCGAAGAGAAGGAAUCCAUUGAAGUAGACCCCGAAGAUGAUGCCAAUGGGUGGGAUUGGACCCGCCUUGUGCAACUUGUAGUGUCACUCAUUGCGUUGAUUGCCAUUUGUGUCGCAGUUGGAAUGUUUAUUUACAUCUCUGCGGUGGAUAAUCCUGUAAUGGUGCCAGUCGAUGUUCCCGCCGACGACCAGCUACCGUUACCAGCUGGUAUCAACCUUGCGUCAUGGUUGAGUCUGGAAGACUACUUUUUUGUGGGUGAUGAUGGAGCCGUCGAAGUGGCAACCUUUGAAGGUUCUACAGUGGCCAAGUGUCUGCCUCCCUUGCACGUUGGACCCAGCACGGGACCCAUGUGGAAUACCGAAACGGAUUUGUUUGCUAACUUGAUGGAGGAAACAGGAUCAGUGGCCAAGACCAUUCAAAUCUUUCAUGCCUUUCGGGAGUCCUACAUUGAUUUUGAUGUGGAACUGAAACAGAUUGCCGAUUUGGGCAUUCAACAUGUCCGAGUGCCCAUGUCAUGGUGCCUCACUGAAUUCGACCCAUCCAAUGAUGAUAUCUUGAAGGAUGAAGCGACUAGAAACAAUGCUACUCAGUCAAGCAUACUGCUAGAACGAUAUGCUUGCAAGGAUCCAUUCUUUGAGAAACAUCAUGGAGAGACACUCUACUGGCCAGCCGUUCCCAAGCCAUUGGUACUAGAUUUCCUAAGGGCUUGUGCUCGGUAUGGAAUCAAAGCAACUCUCGACGUUCACACCCUUCCUGGUGGGACGAGUUUGGGUACCUUCAAUGGAAUUUUUCCCAAAAGCCCUCUCUUUUGGCUUUACGACAACCCAGAAGAUCCAGAGAAUGAUGUUGGACGGACUGUUUUUAGAGACCUACUGUCUUGGAUCGAAUCCUUGAUAGACUCGGACAACGAAGCAUUUCAGGGCAUUGGAGCUAUUACUCCCAUGAAUGAACCGGCACAUUUGGCUGGUUUGUUUGGACCUGGAGCCGCCAUACCCGACAAAUCAUCCUUCCUGCCACCACUUCCCAAAGACGUUGCCGAAGCGUACUUGACAAAACUGAACCAAGAUGUAGACGAGUCUCAUGCUUUCAAAACGGUACCCGACGGAAACCACCUCCGUUCUUUGUUGUGGCAAGAUCAAGCAGUUGCCGCCUUUCGAGAAUCCAAACUACCAGAUCAUGGUAUUGAUAUUUUUGUCAAUGUCCACGAGUCCAUUCUAGUUCCGCCGUUGGUACCCAAUGAUAACUACGAUUUUGGUGGAAGACAUCCAGAAGGUACCGCGAUAUUCUUAUCUUGGUGGAGGGGAGUCACUACUGCAGAGGAGCGAGCAAAUUGGGCAGUUCUCGAUAUGCACCACUACCAUGCUUGGGACAACCAAUGCCAGGGCGCCGUCAAUGGAUCUCCCAGUGGAAGUUAUACUUGUGGCGACUUGAACGCCAUGAAUGCCGUGUUGGACCAGUGUACCACUUGGGCUACCAUGUACCGAGACAUUGCCGACUCCCAACUUGGCAAAUCUGGUGCUCGAUUGGUGUCGGGUGAAUUCUCCGCUUCGACGCACCAUUCCGUCCGUCACUCUUGCUUGGAUGUGACGACACUCCAUGCGUCUUAUACACAGCAAGUAGAGAAGGCUCAAGCUGCGGGUGUGGAACUCUAUUGGUGGGGUUGGAAGAUGCCCUAUGGAGGAACCUUUCGUCGAGCCUGGUCCUUCAAGCACUUUCUUUAUCUCAUGGGUGCCAAUGGAUUUACCAAACCAGACGAAACGGACAUUCCUUGCGGGGUGUAG